Messenger RNA from Fusarium coffeatum, 4341 nucleotides. RefSeq lists its product as uncharacterized. The record is from RefSeq and is a predicted model, not a curated record. Gene Ontology annotation, biological process: phospholipid translocation; post-Golgi vesicle-mediated transport; intracellular protein transport. Gene Ontology annotation, cellular component: plasma membrane. Gene Ontology annotation, molecular function: magnesium ion binding; ATPase-coupled intramembrane lipid carrier activity; ATP hydrolysis activity. Lineage: Eukaryota; Fungi; Ascomycota; Sordariomycetes; Hypocreales; Nectriaceae. The transcript has 3 exons. Bases 1 to 4341 code for a protein of 1446 amino acids.
AUGGCUGAAGAGCGCCCCAAUGCUGAAGCUGAAGCGCCAUUGGGACGUCAACCUUCGAAAACCGACAGCAAAAUCAACACUCGUCGUAGGAGUGACGCUACUCAUUCUCAUUCCGCGCCAUUGGUCAAUCGCAUAAAGGGCGCCGCUGCCGACCUAUACCAAAAGACUGUUGUCGAACUUAUCCUACGUCGCAAACAUAUUGUUGCGUCAACCGAUGGACGCCACGUACCCCUCCAACUCGAACACGAAUCGCCCUUGAUCGAUGAUCGCCGUGGUCUUCCCUAUGUUUCAAACAGCAUCCGAACAUCUCGUUAUACAGUAUGGGACUUUAUACCGAAACAGUUGUUCUUCCAAUUCUCCCGCGUCGGAAACUUCUACUUCCUGUGCGUUGGUGUACCGCAGAUGGUCCCAGGCCUCUCAACGACCGGUUCUUACACGACGAUUUUACCUCUGUUGUUCUUCGUACUUUUGACGAUAGUGAAGGAAGGAUACGAUGAUUACCGAAGAUACCGCCUUGACAAGAUUGAGAAUGCCGGCUUCGCGACAGUGUUAGGACGGGAAGACAAAUAUACUGGAAAGAUCAAGCCAGUCACCAAAUGGAGGAAAUGGAAUCCCUUCCUGACCAAUUCUAAGGCCGAACCUCACCCCGCCCCCGACGAAGAAUUCAACGGUCUACGAUGGGUUCCUGUGAGAUGGAGCGAGAUAAAGGUUGGAGAUAUCAUCAGGCUCUGCCGAGACGAGCCCAUACCUGCCGAUCUUAUUCUACUGGACAGCGACGGAGAGAACAAAUUGGCCUAUAUCGAAACCAUGGCACUUGAUGGCGAAACCAACCUCAAGAGUAAACAAGUUACGCACGCCCUGGAGGGUUGCGAAACGAUCGAGGGUAUCUCAAAAUGCAGAGCCGAGUUUGUCGUCGAAGAUCCCAAUCCAGACCUCUACAACUUUGACGGACGUGUCACAGUCAACGAAAAGACAGUUCCUUUGACUUCGAGUGAGGUUAUCUAUCGUGGAAGCAUUGUUCGAAACACCAAUGCGGCAAUUGGCCUAGUUAUCAAUACCGGAGAGGACUGCAAGAUUCGCAUGAAUGCCAACAAACAUCCCAAAGCAAAGAAGCCGGCUCUGGAGCGCGUGGUUAACAAAAUUGUCGUUACCCUUGCCACUUACGUUGUUGUUCUGUCUGUUGGUGUGUCGAUGGGUUAUGUCAACUGGCAGAAGAGCACCGAGAGGCAUUCAUGGUAUUUGGAACAGGCCAAGGUGCCAUUCUACCAAAUCAUCAUUGCCUUCAUCAUCAUGUUCAACAACGUUGUCCCGCUGGCACUCUACAUCAGUCUGGAGAUUGUGAAAAUUGGUCAGUUGUUGAAUGUGAACGGAGAUCUUGAGAUGUACGAUGAGGAAACGGAUACGCCUGCACGAUGCAAUACGAACACGAUUUUGGAAAACCUUGGUCAAGUAGGGUACAUUUUCUCGGACAAGACGGGCACAUUGACGGACAACGUUAUGAAGUUUCGAAAGAUUAGCGUUGCUGGAACUGUGUGGCUGCACGAGAUGGAUCUGGAACAAAAGGUCGAUGAGAUCGAUGCCCUCAAACUCGAUGAAGAGACAGAACCCAGUGAACCUUCGGUAUAUAAGGCGGAACCUGUGACCGUUGUCAUCAGGGAAGAACAAGCCGAAGGAUCGAACGAACCAUCGACACCUCUGGCUCUUCCGUCACCAUCUCAUAUGUCACCUCGCCCCUCAAUGUCUCGUCGACCGUCCAUGGCACCGUCCAGGCCUUCAAUGGCACCUUCACGAACAUCAUUUGGAAGCCGGAGGUCAUCGUCCCAAUGGCGUUCUACUGGACGUCCGGAUCAUAUCCAACCCGAUGUGACGACCAAUGAUCUUAUCGAAUAUCUCCGUCUUCGACCAAACUCUGGAUUCGCAAGGAAGGCAAAACAAUACAUUUUAGCCGUGGCCCUGUGUCAUACUUGCUUGCCUGAACACAAGGAGAAUGGAGAGCUGGAGUUUCAAGCAGCAUCCCCUGACGAGCUUGCUCUUGUCAAAGCUGCCCAGGAGCUGGGUUACCUCGUCAUCAACAGAACAACUCAGACUAUCACCUUGCGAAUAACUCAGCCCGACGGCCAGGAGGAAGAGUCUAAAUAUGAAGUCCUUGAUGUUAUUGAGUUUACCAGUGCGCGAAAGAAGAUGUCGAUUCUUGUUCGUUUCCCCGACGGUCGGGUGUCUGUGAUCUGCAAGGGAGCGGAUUCUGCCAUUCUUCCACGUCUUAAGAUGUCGCAGAUCGCUAAGCAAAAGGCAACUGAAGUGCGCAAGAGUGCUGAUAUUGAACAUGAGAUGCGUCGACGCAGUGAGCAGCAAGAACCACGGAAUAGUUUUGGUGGAAGGCCCAGUCUUACAAUUCGACGAAACCCUGGCGUGUCGAGGGAUCGAAGCACAAGCAGACGGCCCAAUAUGGACAGGAGCAAGUCGUUUGAGUUUGGACGGCUUGCUAGACGGUCUGAAGAUAAGCCUCGUCUGUCUAUCGCAACUCGUGGUGUGUCAAUUGAUAUGCCUCGUGGUCAAUAUCUAAACACUCCUGUCCAUUACCAGCAACCCAUUCCUGACCAUCUUUCUUUCCUCGAGGACCCCUCGCUUCUCGACGACUCUGAAACUUUUACCAAGUGCUUCAAGCAUCUCGAUGACUUUGCAACAGAAGGUCUCCGCACCUUACUCUUUGCGCAAAGGUUCAUCACAGAACAGGAGUAUCAGGCUUGGAAGAAGGUCUGGGACGAAGCCACGACUAGCCUCAACAAUCGGCAACAGCGUAUUGAAGAGGCGGGUGAUAUGAUUGAGCAGUCAUUCGACCUGGUUGGUGCAACUGCUAUAGAAGACAAGUUGCAGAAGGGGGUGCCUGAAACGAUUGAAAGGUUGCGAAAGGCCAACAUCAAAAUCUGGAUGCUUACAGGCGACAAGCGAGAAACUGCUAUCAACAUUGCUCACUCUGCUCGAAUUUGUCGACCCGGAUCCGAUCUAUACAUUCUCGAUGUCAGCAAGGGCGGCUUAGAUUCACAACUGAUCGCUUUGCAAGAAGACCUUCAAGCAGGCUCUGUCCACAGUGUGGUCGUCAUUGAUGGCCAGACCCUUGCGGCUGUUGAAAAGUCACCAGAAUUAUCUGCUCAGUUCUUCAAGGUGAUGCUGCAGGUCGAUUCAGUUAUUUGCUGCCGAGCCUCUCCAGCCCAGAAAGCACUGCUUGUCAGCACCGUCAGGUCCCGAUUGAAGAAGUACCGAGGUAAGCAACGACGAGGACUCACCUUGGCCAUCGGCGACGGUGCAAACGAUUUGGCUAUGAUAUCAGCCAGUCAUGUCGGCAUUGGUAUCUCCGGAAAGGAAGGCCUUCAAGCUGCUCGUGUGGCGGAUUACGCAAUCGCUCAGUUCAGAUUCCUGCAACGAAUGCUACUUGUCCACGGACGAUGGAACUACGUCCGGACUGCCAAAUUCAUUCUGUAUACGUUCUGGAAGGAGAUGUUUUUCUAUCUGCCAACAGCGCAGUACCAGAGAUAUACAGGUUACAGUGGUACAUCACUGUACGAAGCUACUAGCUUGACCGUGUUCAACACUUUGUUCACCAGUCUCUGUGUUAUUUGCAUGGGUAUUUGGGAGCAGGAUCUCAGUGCUGAAACGUUAUUGGCUGUUCCUGAGCUUUACGUCUACGGACAACGGAACCAAGGCCUCAAUAUCUGGAAGUUUGGUCGGUGGAUGCUCCUUGGUGCUAUAGAAGGUGUGAUCUGUUGGUACGCUGUCUGGGCUGGCCAUGGCUGGAUAACACCCGCAGCUCGCGACCAAGGAUUGUAUGCCCUUGGUACGCUCACGUUUACAGUUGGAGUCCUCUGGAUCAACUGGAAACUUUUCAUAUUUGAAACACACUACAAAACUAUGAUUGUCAUGGUGUCUUUCUUUGUCACAACAGUUGGCUGGUUCGCCUGGCUGUCUUUCUUGGACGCGGCAUUUGCGGCUCAGCCGUCCGGGCCAUAUGCCAUCAGUGAUAGUUUCACAACCCUAUUCGGUGACGAUGCAGUAUGGUGGGCAACACUUUUCAUCGCCCUCGGCCUCAUAGGACUAUUCGAGAUUGUACUCAAGUGCGUCAAGCGCCUUCUUCUCAUGUACGGGCUUUGGGACUGGCCACCCUGGGGAAAGAGUCGACGCGGCGAAAACAUUGAAGAGUGGGAUGUCGAGCUAUGGCAGGAGUUGGAACAGGAUCCUGCCUUGCGUCAACGGCUUAAACGCAUGGCUCGUGAUGAGUCAGUGGAAGAGGAGGAGGAUGUUGAUCUGGCACAGAUCCGCAUCGAGGAAGACAUUCGGGGGAGGUGA